AUGGACACCAGCAUAGAGCCUGGUCCAGCCAACCAGCCCAAACUGCCUUCGUCGCAUGACAACACGCAGGCAUCAACAACUCCAGCUGAGAAAACCGGGUCAGCAGCGUUGCACUUGCCUUCACUGUUGGUCACACGAAUUGGGGACGUUCCUGUGCUCAGCUGCCAGGGAGCGCAGGGAGGCCAGGCCCGCUCCCACGGCCGCUGCAGUGCGCUGGUGUUGCUGUUGCCAGAUCAGAUGACCCGAGGACAGGCUGUGCGACACCGGGAAUUACAGGCACGACAUCAUUUUACUUUUUUUUCUUUCCCCCUCCCCCCCCCAAAGAUCUUCAGUCUUGAUCUUGGAGGCAUAUCUGCUAUUGUACUGAAUGGCUAUGAUGCGGUAAAAGAAUGCCUUGUUCAUCAAAGUGAAAUUUUUGCAGAUAGACCGUCUCUUCCCUUGUUUAAGAAGCUGACAAACAUGGGAGGCUUACUGAACAGUAAAUAUGGCAGAGGAUGGACAGAACACCGCAAAUUAGCUGUAAAUACCUUUCGAAUUUUUGGAUAUGGUCAAAGGUCCUUUGAACACAAAAUUUCAGAAGAAUCUAUGUUUUUUCUUGAUGCCAUUGAUACAUACAAAGGGAGACCAUUUGAUCUUAAGCACUUCAUAACAAGUGCUGUUUCAAACAUUACUAAUUUGAUUAUUUUUGGAGAACGUUUUACAUAUGAAGAUACUGAAUUUCAGCACAUGAUUGAGAUUUUUAGUGAAAACAUUGAAUUAGCUGCUAGUGCUUCUGUAUUUUUAUAUAAUGCUUUCCCUUGGAUUGGUAUCUUGCCAUUUGGGAAACACCGGCAGCUGUUUAAAAAUGCAGCUGAAGUCUAUGACUUUCUUCAUGAGCUUAUUGAACGUGUCUCUGAAAAUAGGAAGCCUCAGUCACCUCGGCAUUUUGUAGAUGCAUAUCUAGAUGAGAUGGAUUGCAAUGAAAAUGAUCCAGAAUCAACAUAUUCAAGAGAAAACUUAAUUUUCUCCGUUGGAGAACUCAUCAUAGCUGGGACAGAAACCACAACAAAUGUUUUAAGAUGGGCAGUGUUAUUUAUGGCUCUUUAUCCAAACAUUCAAGGACAAGUUCAAAAAGAAAUCGAUUUAGUCAUCGGCCCAAACAAAAUGCCUGCCUUAGAAGAGAAAUGCAAAAUGCCAUACACUGAGGCUGUUCUGCAUGAAGUUCUAAGAUUCUGUAAUAUAGCUCCACUAGGUAUUUUUCACGCAACUUCCAAAGAUACUGUUGUGCGUGGUUACUCUAUUCCUGAAGGCACUACAGUCAUUACAAAUCUCUACUCCGUUCAUUUUGAUGAAAAAUACUGGAGCAAUCCAGAAGUGUUUUUUCCUGAGAGAUUUUUGGACAGCGGCGGGCAGUUUGUCAAGAAAGAUGCAUUUAUUCCUUUUUCACUAGGAAGAAGACAUUGUCUUGGAGAACAGCUGGCUCGAAUGGAAAUGUUUUUGUUUUUCACUUCAUUACUACAACGAUUUCACCUGUGUUUUCCUCAUGGCGUGAUUCCAGAUCUCAAACCAAGAUUAGGCAUGACAUUACAACCACAGCCAUACCUCAUCUGUGCAGAGAGACGAUGA
Opisthocomus hoazin is the source of this 1605-nucleotide messenger RNA. NCBI's taxonomy places the organism in Eukaryota, Metazoa, Chordata, Aves, Opisthocomiformes, Opisthocomidae. The record is from RefSeq and is a predicted model, not a curated record.